CGAUACAUUCAUUCUGAGAAAGUAUUAGUUUGAGUCAGUUCGAGGUCUUGCUAAAUCACCUUACAGUGUACACUACCAGUGGUGAAACUCCACUGUUUCUUUGUUGUGGCUGGCUUGAGAGUGUUGGAACACGUGCAGGCUGCGUGAUGUCCAAGGUGGCUGAGGAGCCAUCCAUGGACGACGCGCUUCGCCACAAAGAGGAAGGCAACAAGUUCUUCUCCGAUGGCAAGUACACGGAGGCUAUUUCGUGCUACAGCUGUGGUCUGAAGUGUUGUCCGCCCAACAUCGACCUCUGUGCUGUGCUGUACCGAAACCGUGCAGCGUGCUACUUGAAGAAGGAGCAAUGGAAGAAGGCAGUCAGUGAUUCCUCUGCAGCACUUGUAAUUACACCCAAUGAGUCAAAAGCGUUAUUUCGACGAGCGCAGGCGUAUGAAAAGCUUGGCAAGGCUGCGGAAGCGUUCCGGGAUGUCAAGCUCUUGCUACAUGUAGAUCCGAAGAACAAGGCUGGAAUCGAGCUAGCGUCUCAUCUUCGUAAUGUCGUCUCGGCUAAGGUUCAGAGUCGGGAGUCGACGGAAGGUGCCGUGUCCGAGUCCUUCCUUGAGCUAUGCAAGCCGGACUCUGACCGGGCCACGAAACUACAGAUGGCUAAGAACAUUGCUAUUCUUGCUGGCCAAGAAGGCGGUGCUGCCAAGAUUUUCCAGAACAGUGGCAUACCUAGGAUUUUAUCUAUUAUGAAUGAGGAUGAUGUGGAGCUGGCUCAGCCCCUGCUGCGCGCUCUGGCAUCUAUCUGCGAGAAGCACAAGGCGCGGGCAUCUGCCGUUGUUCAUGAAAUUGGAGAUGAUCGCUUCAAGAAGCUCAUUUCGAAUACCCACGGCACACUAGCAGUCAGUGCGGCAUACAUUCUACAUCAAGCAGUCGAGGCCUUCACUGGAACGGACAAGACAGAACUGAAGGGAUCGGAAACAGCUCUUGUCACACCGCCGAUGGCCGAAGUGCGCAAUAUUCUCAAGACGUCUUUCGGUCUCAUGAAGGAAAAAGAGCUGACAUCCGAAGGGCGUGAUGCAAUGGUGGAUCUGGUUGUGCAAGUAGCUGGGCUACCGGGUGUGACCAAAGAGAUUUCUCAUCUUGAAGGUGUGACAACGCUACUGGAAGUGGCUGCAGGUUGUGUGGAGCUGGUCGACGGAAAGACAGGCUUGGCAAGCGUCAGUGAUGUACUGCGCAUGCAUGUGGCCGUGGCGCUAGGCAACAUCUACGAUAACGUCGGCAAGGAUAAGACACAGUUCAAGAAGGAGUGUGCUCUCUUUAUCUGUCCCAAACUAGUUGUAUCUGACCUGGACACUAGAAUACAAGGGGCUGCUGCUCUCUCGGCUGUUGUGCAGGGAUGCAGUGACCUUGGUAAUGACAUGUUAGCUAGGGAGAAUGUGCUGCCUAGCAUUCUCAAGAUGGCACAGUCCGACAAUCUCGCAACACAGCUUGUAGCAACAGAGGCACUGGCACAUGCCGCAGGAGACAAGUCACGCUGUACGGCUCUGCUUGGCGAUGGUGUUGAGGCUCUGAAGACAUUAUUCACAACAUCCAGUAAUGACCGUGUUAGAAUACGAGCGCUUGUGGCCCUGUGCAAGAUGGCAUCCACACACGGUGGUAACGUCAACGCCAAGACGUUUGUGGAGGGUGCUGGUCGUCGCCUUGGAAAGCAAUGCAGAACGUUCCUGGUGGCAGAGGAGCAGACAUUUGAGAACCGCAAGUGGGCCGCUGAAGGUAUGGCUUUUUUGACGCUGGAUGCCGAAGUCAAGGAAGAUAUCGUGAAAGAUAAGCCCGCUCUUCAGGCUCUGUUUGAACUUGCCAAGCAUGAGGACAAGUCACUGCUCUAUGGAGUCAGUACGGCACUGGUAAACCUCACCAACAGCUACGACAAGCCAGACAAGAACGAGGAGUUGGAGAAGCUGGGAGAGUUUGCCGGCGAGAACGUUCCUCAGGAGCAUGUGCUGGAUGACGAGGAUUUCGUCACCGGUCGUAUCGAUACUCUGAUAGAGACUGGCGUUGUACCGGCGAUAGUGCAGCUAGCGACUCAGACCAGUCACAGUAGUCGUGAACAACUUUGUCGUGUGUUGAAUGCACUAGCUGCUGAGCAGAAGCAUCGUGGCACUGUCGUGCAGCAGGGUGGAGCCAAGGUGUUAAUUCCAAUGGCACUGGAAGGUACUGCAAAGGGCAUGAACAUUGCAGCACAAGCACUGGCCAAGAUCGGCAUCACCACCGAUCCACGGCUGGCAUUCCCUGGCCAGAGAUCUCUGGAGGUUGUUCGACCACUCAUACGAUUACUGCGGGCGGACCAGGGCCUGCAGCAGUUCGAGGCAUUGAUGGCUCUGACUAACCUAGCUAGUACAAGUGAUGAUCACAGAAAGAGAAUCAUGCGGGAGAAAGGCUUCACUUGGAUCGAGCAUCUGAUGUUUGAAGAGCAUGAGAUGCUGCGGCGUGCCGCCACCGAAUGUGUUUGUAACAUGGUCUUCAACGAAGAGGUGUUUGAGUUGUACGCGGCAGACACAGGCGAUAAGGUCAAGCUUCUGACUCUGUUCAGUGGAGAGGAAGACGUGGCACUUGCAAAGGCUGCUGCUGGCGCACUUGCAAUCCUCGCUGCCGACAAGAGAGUGUGUGAGAAGAUAAUGGCGGUGAAGUCAGCCGUGGAGAUUGUGCAUCACUUGAUGAUCAGUCAGAACCCGGAGCUGGCACACCGGGGCAUGCAUCUGAUGCUGUGUCUGGUCGCGUAUCAGAAAGAAUCAGCCGAGAAGAUGAUUGAGAACAACGGACUGGAGAUCCUGCUGGCGUUCGUGCAGAAGCUAGUGCCUUCGUCGCCGGAUGUACAGAAGGCUGCCACGCAGUGCCUGCAGACGCUGCAGGAGUACGGCCUCAUCGAGUCUAGCAAGAUCCCACACGCCACCUGAGUGUGCGGUGUACUCUCUGUUUUUGACGUGUCAGUCCGUCAUUUAGAAUUUCUUUUAUAUAGCACAACCCAAUUCUUGUAGGCACACAAACGCCCUUGUAGAGUGAACCUAGUUUUUCUGCUUCUCAAUUUUUGAUCUUUGCCAUGCCUUUUCAUGCACUAGGAACUUCAGAAUAUUUGCAUAAUUUGUGAUCAAAGGUGCUUUGAAGUAUCUAUAUAUCCUUCGAGAUUUUCUUUUAUGACUAAUAAGAGGCCUGAUGUCUGUGUUGGCAGCAUCCUUCUUCACAUACUCGGUGUGUGUGUGUGUGUGUGCAUGUGCGUGCAUGUGUGUGUGUGUGCGUGCGUGUGUGCGUGUGUGCGUCUGUGCAACCAGUUCUACGAACAGUGCAUCUCUCAUUUGUCUUUUGAUAUCCUCAAAAAGAACUUAUUCUCUUUCCUGUCUACUCUUUCUCUUCACUCGCUUUUUUCUUGCUCUUUGCUCUGCUUGGCACAUGAAAAUCACAUGAAAACACAAAAUGUAAAACAUAAUUAUUGAAUGCUCCGUACAA
Molecule: messenger RNA, 3486 nt
Organism: Sycon ciliatum
Lineage: Eukaryota; Metazoa; Porifera; Calcarea; Leucosolenida; Sycettidae
Product: protein unc-45 homolog B-like
Exons: 34
Coding region: 147-2939 (930 amino acids)
Cellular component (GO): cytoplasm
Molecular function (GO): Hsp90 protein binding
Source: RefSeq, a predicted model, not a curated record